Messenger RNA from Mycosarcoma maydis (corn smut), 2520 nucleotides. RefSeq lists its product as uncharacterized. Lineage: Eukaryota; Fungi; Basidiomycota; Ustilaginomycetes; Ustilaginales. The record is from RefSeq and is a predicted model, not a curated record. The transcript has a single exon. Bases 1 to 2520 code for a protein of 839 amino acids.
AUGACCAUCCUUACCAGCUCGGCUGUUCCGCUGCGAUCGCGAUCAGGCUCUUCAUCUCAAGACUCGGGUCCAUCCUCGCUCACCUUACGUGACUCUUCCGUGGCCAAGUCACGAAAGCUUAUCUCGUCGUCUUCUUCAACCCCGCCAACUCCCACCAUCGCCGCCUCUUCGAUCCCAACCUGGCUCGUCCUCGAUGCAGAUGAACGUGCGCUCCCCUUUCUACGCACACUCUAUACCACACCGUCAGACCCGAAUCAGCUACCAACCGGAUCAUCGUCUCCUACACCUACAAGCUCGGAAAAACUCAGAGAAUCCACCAACAUUGCCUCGUCAAGGAUAGUCUCGGCGAGCUCAAAUGUGCGCUCGCAGGCGAGCAAGUACGAGAAUGGGCUGGCUUCAUCUGCUGCUGCAGCCGAGGAGAACGCAAGGGACAAGGACAGGAGAAUGUCGUUACAGAAUCAAGGUGGCAACACCGCAAGCAUCGGCAAAAGAGGCUUCAUGUCUCGUUUGAGAGCAGCUGGUGGUAGUGUAUCUGGCGCACAUGCUUUCCACCCUCCAAGUUCUGCAACUGCUCUGUCGACAUCGGGAAGCUGGUCAAUGGUCGAUCCGCCAACGCCAAUGAAAGAGCAGUCAAGUGCAACCAACUCAUCGCGCAUAGUUCACCUAGCAUUCACCACACUAGCCACUCAGGCAGCUCCUUCGAGGGCUGGCGGACUGGUCGGCAGAGCGUCGCCUUCGCUUCUGCUGACUACGACACCGGGAUCGACAGAUCCAACCGAGACGCUUCACUCAACACGGCUCGACGUAGCUGGUCUGUCGCACUUGAUCUCCUCCACAAAACCAGAUGCAGUAUACGUUGGAUCGGCGCGGUCUACAUCCGGAAACGAAGCGUUGAGGCCGUAUGUAGAGUCUCUCCUAUCUCCCAGCAGCACCUCUCUCAAGCUCAUCUUGUUCGAACCAGCCGCAGCACGCCAACUGACGCCAUCCGAUGCUUCUGCGCUGCACAACCUGGCACGCACACGGUCCAUCUCGCUGCUGCUUCCCAUUCGAUGGGCAUCACUGUGGACCGCAAGCAUUGACGAAACACUGCUCGGGCUUGAGAUCUUGCACGAUCUGCACGAGGAAGACGACGCGGAUCUAGCAUCACGGGCCGCUGCGGCGACGGACGGCGAUGCCCGUGUCGAUAGCGACACGAGCGUAGACAAGAGCUUUGACGUGAGCAUGUCGAAUAUUCCCACGGGCUUGUCUGGUGAUGGGCUGAGCAAAGUUGCUGAGGUCGAGGCGCUCAAGACGCAGAUGGAGCAGCUCAGGAGCGAAUUGGAGAGGCGAGAUGCGAGAAUCGGAGAGCUUACAAAACAAGCCGAGGAGCAGGUCCAACAGCAGCAGCAGAGGGCUGGUUUGGAAGAGGUGGAAAGGUUGGUUGGCGCUCAUACUAGCGCGGCAGUGGAACCUAAGACGCCCUCACGUUUGCCUGUCGUGGUCUCGAGCGAGGCUGUGACGCCUGCUGCACAGAUGCAGUCUGAACUCAAGCCGAGUAGCGACACGGAUCAAGCUGCUGUGCCGGCACGUGCCAGCCCUGCUGCGGACUCUGCAGCGUCAGCAUUGCUACCGAUGCCAAGCACAUCGGAGCAGCUUGCAGCAGCCGCCGCUUCGCCGAGUGACAGCCCGACGAAUGCCGCGACGGGCAUGCUUGCACCGGCUGCACGCAUCACGCCGGGCAAACCCGGGCCGUCUCGUCCGCUCGCGUCGGCUGAGCUGGGGUCCAUGUCGCCGAACUCUGCGCGCUCCUCCGGUAAGGUGAUCAGCGCGCUCACAGCUGAACUUGCAGAGACAAAGCUGCUACUCGACGCGACGCGACAGGCGCUAACCACGGUCAAGACGCAGUGUGCGUCGUACCAGGCAGCGGCGGACGAGAUGCGGUCGACGCUGUCGCGCGCUCGUCUGGAGAACGAUAGCUCGGUCACGAUCCUGGCACGAAAAGACAGGCAGAUCUCGGAGGCGCUCGAGCGCGCUAGGAAGGCAGAAGCCGAGGCCAAGGAGCUCGGUCGUGCGUCGCGCGAGUGGGGUACACGCAUCAGGGAGGUGGAGGAGGAACUGGGCAAGGAGAGGAUGAGGAGGAGUAGGGCAGAGCAGCAGUAUGAUGCGUUGGGCACCGAAUGGAAGACGGUGAGAACGAGCAUGGUGGACCAAGUUAGGGCGUUGAGGGAGGAACACAGUUUGGCGAUGCAACGCCUGAAGAACGAGGUCGACGACCUACGCACUUUCAAACAACGUCUACUCGUCACCACGUCCACUGCUGAUCCAGCCGAAUCACUCGCCCCCUGCAACCUCGUAGCCCAGAUCACAGACCUCAACUCCCAAAUGUGCGCUUACUUAGACGCACAACUGCAACCGCUCCGCUCGCAACUCGAUGCAUUCGAACAACGUGAAUCUCAUCACAUUACAGAUAAACUCCAGUACCUCACCGACGAACUCACCAGAAUCAAAACCCUCAUGCGCCGCGCCCCUCCCCCCUCCUAG